Molecule: messenger RNA, 1061 nt
Organism: Enhydra lutris kenyoni (northern sea otter)
Lineage: Eukaryota; Metazoa; Chordata; Mammalia; Carnivora; Mustelidae
Exons: 1
Coding region: 59-499 (146 amino acids)
Source: RefSeq, a predicted model, not a curated record
UGUCCCCCGCACUCGGCCCUUCGCCUCGCGUCCGCGACAUGUUCAUUUUCUAGCGCGAAUGCCGACCCGCUUUCCCUCCACCCACGGCCGCUCCGCGGGGUGCCUCCCACCCUCCUCCCGGGACCCGAAACUGCGGCCUGAUGUUCCCAGGCCCGCUCCCGCGCAGGCCGUGGCGGGAUGUGAGCGCAUUUUGCUGAAUGGCAUCUCCAGCAUCAAUGUGGGUCUAACCGGGAAGGAGCUGCAGAGGCCCUUUCCCAUGGUGGGAGCUGGACGGGCCCGUUUGAGGGGGGAGUGUGUGACCGCUGAGCGCUCAGAGGGCCUCAGGGAUGGUGGACAGACAGGUGGAGUGGGAGCGGCCGAGUGUCCAGGUUCACCCCUUGCCGCCUCCUGGCGUACCAGAGUCGGCUCCAAAGGCUUUGACUUGGGACACCCUGGCUUUCUCUCAGCUGCUUUGCUCAGGCCUCUUCUGUUGCCAGGUUUUCACAUCAGCAUCUCCUAGCUGGUUCCUCGUGUUAAGUGGCCACCUCCUAACAGAGACAUUCUGUUCAAGGUUGCGGGACAAGGACCGUAGAUCAACUGCCAGGACAGUUUCCCUCUAGCCCGGGGGUCAGCCUCACACCAGUCAGUCUUAGGCUGCAGUGAAGUUUGGAGUGUUUUGUUUUGUUGCUUUUCUCCUCCAUCUGUGUAGUAUAUUUUUAAACAGAAUUUUAUUUUUAAAAUAAAAUCUCUUUAUAAGACAAUACCUGCAUUACACUCCUGCAAUAUACAUUAUUUUAUUGUAUAGUUCUAGUUACCUGUAUUUUAUGUAAUGAAACCGACAGGGUGGCUGCUGCAGAGUGCUGCGUGUCGUGGCGGGGGGCGGGGCGUCCAGCUGUGCCCUGGAAUUCUUCCUUGUAACCCCAACAGUGGCCCUUUGGUAUGUGCCUUCACUCUAGCUGUUUGCCUUAAUCUCUACAGUCUCGCUCUCCAGGGUGGUGAAUAAAAUGCAACACUUGGCAUUUUUUUAUGUUAAAAAAAAAAACAACAGUAUUUUAUUUAUAAUAAAAUCUGAAUAUUUGUAA